Volvox carteri f. nagariensis is the source of this 375-nucleotide messenger RNA. RefSeq lists its product as uncharacterized. The coding region runs from base 1 to 375 and encodes 124 amino acids. Lineage: Eukaryota; Viridiplantae; Chlorophyta; Chlorophyceae; Chlamydomonadales; Volvocaceae. The transcript has a single exon. The record is from RefSeq and is a predicted model, not a curated record.
AUGGAUACCUCCUUUGUUUCCAUGUGUCCCAGCCAGGUGCAAAUGGUCUUCAAGGGCAGUGUCAGCUACCGCAAGGACAUCGUCAACUAUGUUCGGAUUAACGCAAACGUUGAAGCUAAGAUUUCGCGGCUGGACAGGGCAUGUGCGCAAAUUGCUUUUGUCGACAACGACGACCAGCCGGUGCCGGCCCCAUCAAACCUCACCGUCGUCUUCCAGGGUACCCAACACCCAGCGGCACGCGUAGGCCAGGUAUUCCUUAUCUCUUGGAUGGAGAACUACGUCAUUCUUGUGAAUGGAGUGGAGCUGUUCAGGCUCGAGAAUCAACUGGCCAUAGAUAGUGGGGCUGACCUGGUGACCCGCAUUGUCCAGGCAUAG